CCAUGAAGCGACAAAUUUUCGGCCCCUGCUAUGAUCCGUACCAUCGGGGCCAGCGACCAACCAAAGGGCAUUGGUCUCUUAACUCAAUGUUCGUGAGCACUAUCUCCACCGUGGCCUAUGAGCUCUUUGGGAACACAACAACAGCACAACCGCCGACAGCGGUAGCAAGUUUUAACGAAAAACAGCUACAGCACCACCAUUCGCGACGUCGUCCACUCUUCCGUGGCCGGGAUAUCGACUUUACACAUUUCAAGACAUCGUACGCUUACAGAAUGCAAAAGGCCGAACGCUUCAUUCGCGAGCAAGAUUAUGACAUUUUAAGAGAUCCCUCGGCAUGGGGCUUGCCUCCAGGUGCAGCCGACAAUUACCGACUUGCGGUAGAAGAAGAGGAUAGCAGAUGGGGCCUGGUGUACGAGAAGGAUCUCGAAGUCUGCUUCUUGGCACCCAUACCAUCUCCGGAACCCAAACGCACUUACAUUAUCAUCCCAGAAGCGCCUACACCACCAGCUGUACCCGUAGGCCAUCCACGCACUUGUCGCCAUCUUUUUCAUAACGCAGUAGUACUAUCAUAGCAGUAGUAAAAUAGGAAACCUUAGCCUUUUUCUUUUCUUCUUUGUUAGAUCCCCUCUUCAUUGCAUAUACUUUUAGGACUUUAUUAAUCAAUUCUCCACACGUCCACAUCUGCAAGCACACACGCACACAUCCAAUUAGAAACGCCAGAAGAUCUAUCAAUCAAUCAAAGAAACAAAAAAACCGAAACUACUGUAGAAUUACACUUAGCUUUAUUUUUUUCUUUACAUACAACACCAAUCAGCAAGAACAUCAUACAUAAAAUUCAGACUCUAUUAUUUCAUAUCCGCCCCAUUUUCUUAAGUUUACAGUAUAUGAUAUUGUGUUAUAAUGAGGAGAAAGCUGUGUGUGUGUGU
Messenger RNA from Zychaea mexicana, 926 nucleotides. RefSeq lists its product as uncharacterized. The record is from RefSeq and is a predicted model, not a curated record. The annotation marks the transcript as partial. Lineage: Eukaryota; Fungi; Mucoromycota; Mucoromycetes; Mucorales; Lichtheimiaceae. The transcript has 5 exons.